Molecule: messenger RNA, 1301 nt
Organism: Arabidopsis lyrata subsp. lyrata
Lineage: Eukaryota; Viridiplantae; Streptophyta; Magnoliopsida; Brassicales; Brassicaceae
Product: probable RNA-binding protein ARP1
Exons: 5
Coding region: 238-1233 (331 amino acids)
Molecular function (GO): RNA binding
Source: RefSeq, a predicted model, not a curated record
AAUAAUCAAAAUAUUAAAAAAAAAAAAAAAAGGAAAUAUGUUAUUCCAUGGCAUAAUAAACCUCAACUAAUUCUUUUUCUAGUUGGAAACAAAUUUCCUUAUCUCAUCAAAUUUUAUUAUAUAUAGACUCUUAAAAUCCUAAACUCUGUCGCAGCAACUUCUGUUUAUUUGCUUUUCUCUUUUCCUUUGCUUUGGAGAGUUUCUUCUUUAGAUUUUGGUUUUCAGAAAUUACUAGUCAUGAUGUCUCAAACCAGUGAGAACAAUAAUCAUGAUACUGCAUCUAGGAAGAUUUUUGUGGGAAGUUUAGCAUGGCAAACAACAACAGAAGAUUUGAGAAGAUUCUUCGAACAAUUCGGAGAAGUGAUCGAUGCUAAUGUUGUUUGUGAAACUUAUCCAGGACGAUCCAAAGGCUAUGGUUUUGUUACUUUUAAAGACGCUGUUUCUGCAGCUAGAGCUCUUGAAAAUCCGAGACCGGUUAUUGAUGGAAGAACAACCAACUGCAAUUUGGCUAGUCUCCGUGUAAAGCAAAACAUGAACCAACCUCACAAAAACGAAUUAUUAAAUCAGGUGAGACCCCCACAUCAAUAUCAACCAGGUCUUCAACAUCUAAUUCCAUAUUGUACUCGAGUCAUUUGGGAUUCGGUUUCGGGACAAUAUCGUUACAUGUAUAACAAUCCAUGUUAUCCUUUCCCCACACAAAUGGUCCAUUACAAUUAUAAUUAUGCAUGCAUAACGCAACCGAAUUCGCAUCAGACAAACAGAAAACCUGUCGUUAUCUCUGCGCCUCAAAAAUCAUCGGCUCCACGUCACAUCAUUAAUGAAAUUGAUCAAAGAGCUGUGCCUCCAAAAUCAUCGGUUCGAACUGAACGCAUUAGCCAAAUUAAGCAAGAACUCAUUGUGGAUGAUGACAAUAAAGAGGUUGUUACAAAACCAGAUAGUGAUGCUGAUCAACAAAGGGCAACCGGUCAAGCAGGAGAUAACAUUGGAAAAGACGGUGACAUCAAGCAAGAUGCAAUGAAUCAAGAAGGAAAGAUCAAUGGACAAGAAUAUGGCAUGAAGCAAGCGGUAUAUGCAGCAAUCGACGACAUCCAUAAAUUUUUUAUGAAUGAGGUCACGUGUGAACAAAAACAUGACACCAAUCAAGAUGAAGAUGUAACAAAAGAGGUCCUUGAUAAUGGAAUAAAGGUUACACAUCAAGACGAAGAUGUCCAAGUAGCUGAAGACACACUAUAAAAAAAACGAUGCUGAUAAGACAAGAGAAACAAAACUUCAUUUGCAUACACUCAAACUUUUUUUUCUUC